AAGGAAUACAUCAUCAUCGCUCAAUAAUCAAAAAAUCGGAUCCGGAUAAGUUCGGAUCCAUCAGAUUUUCUUCGCUCCUAACUCCUAAAAAGGGGUUUGAGUUUCCUCAAAUCCUUUUCACUACUUCAGUUUUUGCAUUCACCGUCAAGUAAUGGAGGUGAAGGAUGGUGAAAGAGUGGUAAUAGCAAAACCGGUGGCCUCAAGGCCUUCUUCAAGCCCUAGCUUCAGGACAUUCACUGAGCUUCUCACUGAUUCAGUUACUGUAUCUCCCCAAUCUAAUUGUCACGAGAUUGUAGACGCUGCUAUAAGACCAAAGACUUUGAGGUUCAACCAGCCAAUUACAGCUUCAGUCUCAUGUCCACGGGCUGAAGGAAAAGGUGUUGGAAAUGGAAAGUCUUGUGAUGAUUCAGAUAGCAGAAACUAUGUCGUUUAUAAACCGAAAGCUAAGCUUGUCUCCAAAGCAACUGUCUCUGCAUUGGCUAAUAUGCUCCAGGGGAAUCGGCAACAGACUUGGAGACAAACCGAAACAGUAGCCUAUGGGAAGAGUGUGAGCCAAGGUACACAUCGAGCGGGUUCUAAUCUAGUCCAGAAAGUUCCAUCCUUUACGGAAUCAGAGACAUCUAUUGGUGACAGAUCUUCAGUGGAUGGAUACAACUGGAGGAAAUACGGACAGAAGCAAGUUAAAGGAAGUGAGUGUCCAAGGAGUUACUACAAAUGCACACACCCAAAAUGUCCAGUGAAGAAGAAAGUAGAGAGAUCAGUGGAAGGUCAAGUUUCAGAGAUUGUGUAUCAAGGUGAGCAUAAUCACUCAAAGCCUUCUUGCCCUCUUCCACGGCGUGCUUCAUCAUCAAUCUCUUCAGGGUUUCAAAAACCACCAAAAGGAAUGGCUUCUGAAGGAUCAAUGGGACAAGACUCUAACAAUAAUCUCUAUUCUCCUCUUUGGAACAAUCAAAGCAAUGACUCUACUAAAAACAGAACAGAAAAGAUGAAUGAGGGCUGUGUUAUAACACCAUUCGAGUUUGCUGUUCCAAGAUCAACAAAUUCAAAUGCCGGAACUUCAGAUUCCGGUUGUAGAAGUAGCCAAUGUGAUGAAGGCAGCAUUGGAGCAGAGCUUGAUGAUCCAACCAGAAACAAAAAAAGGAAGAACGAGAAGCAAUCUAGUGAAGCAGGAAUAUCGCAAGGAUCAGUGGAAUCAGACAGUCUUGAAGAUGGAUUCAGGUGGAGAAAGUAUGGACAAAAAGUGGUCGGAGGCAAUGCGUAUCCAAGAAGUUAUUACAGAUGCACAAGUGCUAAUUGCAGAGCAAGGAAACAUGUUGAGAGAGCGAGUGAUGAUCCAAGAGCUUUCAUUACAACCUACGAGGGUAAACAUAAUCAUCAUUUGCUCUUGAGCCCUCCAACUUCCUCUACUCUUCCCUUUAACUCUCCACAACUUUCUAAGUAAACCAUUUGAUUUGAUGAUCCAUUCAUGCUUUUUCUUUUUUCUUUUUCUUUUAUGUUAAGAAAGAGAAAAAAGAAGAAGCAAAUGGUAAAUACAAUCAUCAUUUGCUC
Arabidopsis arenosa is the source of this 1548-nucleotide messenger RNA. Lineage: Eukaryota; Viridiplantae; Streptophyta; Magnoliopsida; Brassicales; Brassicaceae. The record is from the annotation of a GenBank genome assembly.